ACCAAUCAACCGAGUAGCAAAAAAGAGAUGCAACGUUAGGCGCCGCUGGUGCAGAAAAGCGAACGGUACAGGAGCGGUACUGUUUCGUUUCCAAAGCGCGAUCGAAUUGCAAACUGGUGUGAUCGAAGGUUGGACCUUUCAGGACGAAGAACUGAAAAUUGCCGGAAUCGGCCUUCGCUAUCACGCGGCAGGAUCAACCGUGGUCGUGGUGAGUGUGGUGGCCGGCGGUAAUUGUCAUUCUUCGUUAAGCGUUGACGUGACUUUCCUCACGGGAUUUUGCGCUGCCUACUACUGCUGGAAGCUCGUCCCUUCGCCGUCCGAUACCAGCGACCGUUUGUGCUGAUUAGCAUCUCCGUCGCUGUGGUUUAAUCUCCUCCGCGGAGAUUGUUAUCUGUUCUGUCCGACCGAACUUGUCCGUUGCCAGAUAGAAAUGGUAGCACAACUCACGCAUCAUCAUGCAUGGUAAUCCAAAAAGUGUUGGUGGAGCGGCGAACGGAAUUGCUGACAGAAAUACGAAAGCCAGCAGGCCUGAGGAGAAAGAGAUCGCCUGAACGUCGAGUCGUAUGCGUUCCGCGACGUCGGCAGAAGAGUGAAAGAGGCAACCCGUGGUGCCGCUGCUGCACGACAGAGGAAGAAACGCCAUCGUAGGUUAAGUGAAGCUUCGUCGUUUUCACCAGUGGCUUGUGUUGUGCUGAGGCGUGUUUUUCAUCACAAAUUUAUGCGGAAAAUUACACUUAAAGCACAGGUUUUGGCCGAAUUGUGAGCGGUUUGUGAUGGUACUCAGCUGACUGGUCAGACAUCCUUGAAACCUUAAUUGGCUUAGUCCAAACACUAUGCAACAAGGAUCAGGAUCUUCUACCCCUACAGUGGCACCGCCUACCGUGCCAUCAGCUCCGGCUCCAAUCGAGAACAUGGACGAUCCGCCACCAAGGAAUGAACCGGCGGUCGAGCCGGUGAACGGUAUCGUGCAACCGCCGGUAGCGCCACCACCGGAGCGUCCUGGGAGGCUGACAAAUCAACUGCACUUUCUUCUCCGCACCGUCAUGAAGGCGGUGUGGAAACAUCAGUUCAGCUGGCCCUUCCAGCAGCCGGUAGAUGCCAAGAAACUCAACCUGCCCGACUACCACAAAAUCAUAAAACAGCCGAUGGAUCUGGGAACGAUCAAAAAACGGCUCGAAAACAAUUACUACUGGACGAGCAAGGAGUGCAUUCAGGACUUCAACACCAUGUUCACCAACUGCUACGUGUACAACAAGCCAGGCGAGGACGUAGUGGUGAUGGCACAGACGCUGGAAAAGCUCUUUCUCACCAAGGUCUCGCUAAUGCCGAAGGACGAAACCGAGAUGGAGGUGCCCCAGCCGAAGGGUGGGAAAAAGAAGCCACGAUCACUGGCUCCGCCGGGAACGUUGGUUGGCGGAAACACCUCCGUUACGGGGGCAGCAGCGGCGGCCGGCGUAGCUCCCAACGCGGCCAUCGUUGCCGGAGCGAAUGCGGUGGCGGCAGCGGCAGCGGCAGCCGCUGCGGCACGAGCUCGUCCCGGAUCAUCCCUCGGAGCCACCGUCUCGUCCAGCGUUCCCCCAAGCAAUGUCGUUGGAGGUGGCUUGGGCGCAGCGUCGACCGUUGUGCCAAGUGUUCCGCCGAUCGGUACCCUGCCACCGCAAACCGUGCCCGGUAGCACAAACACCACCACGACGGCCGCCCCGAACGCGGCCGUAGCGGCACUGGCAGCGGCCGCCGCUGCAGCAGCUGUCAACAGCGCACCGCACAAUCCCAUCAGCAAUCCACUCGGGGCGCCGCCCGUGGUCACCAAACCGCCAGCGCCCGCCAACUCGCCCUACAUGGUGAACAGCUCGCAGCCAGGAAUGGAAACAGUCAUACCUCCCCAGCAACCGGCAAAAGUAAAGAAAGGUGUUAAAAGAAAGGCGGAUACGACGACGCCAACUGCCACCGUGUUCGACCCGCACUACGGUACGCCUAUGGAUUCGAGCGCAGCCAAAAUCGCCACUCGACGAGAGUCCGGACGACAGGAUAUGGUACCCUAUCAAACUUCCGCAUAUCCAAUGUCACCGAUGACGCACCAAGGCACGACAUCGACACAGUACCCGCCGAAGAACAAAGAGAAGCUCUCCGAUGCGCUAAAGUCGUGCAAUGAGAUUCUGAAGGAGCUGUUCUCGAAGAAGCAUUCGGGCUACGCCUGGCCAUUCUACAAACCGGUCGACGCGGAACUGCUAGGUCUGCACGACUAUCACGAUAUUAUCAAGAAACCGAUGGACCUAGGCACGGUGAAACGAAAAAUGGACAAUCGGGAGUACAAGUCGGCCCCGGAGUUCGCCGCCGACGUGAGGUUAAUUUUCACCAACUGCUACAAGUACAACCCACCAGAUCACGACGUAGUCGCAAUGGGUCGCAAACUGCAGGACGUGUUCGAGAUGCGGCUAGCCAACAUACCGGACGAACCGGUAAACAACGUGGCGACGCACCAUCCGGGCAAGGAGAGCGAGGCCUCGUCAUCAAGUGAUUCGAACGACAGUGACGAGGAUAGCGAGUCGGACGAGGAGUGUGCCCAGAAACUGAAACUGCUUGAAAAGCAGCUGUUCGAGAUGCAAGAGCGCAUGCGCAAGCUAACCGAAGAGUCGCUGCAGAAGAAGAAGCAAAAGAAAAAGCUAAAAGAAAAGAAAAAGCAGUCGAUAACGGGAGCCAGUGGAGGCAGUGGUGGUGCCAGUGAUAUAAAACCGAUCAUUGAUCCGCACGGUGGUGGACUCGUGCUACCGCACGGCCCCGGCAAGGGCAUGCAUCAGAUGGCGGGUGCCAUGGGUCAGCCGGCAAUGGGCGGAGGGCCGGGAGUGGGUGUUCCGAUCAUGCCUGCGCCGGGCGCCAAAGCGAAGGCAAAGGGUCAGAGGGCACCUAAAGCGGGCGGAGCUGCAGGAACCGCCAAUGCGCCUGCGAAACGAGCCAAGAAUGCCGGUGCAGCCGGUCCGGGUGCGCCGCGGGCACCGAACAAGAAGAAAGCGUCUCAGAACGUGUCGAACAUUGACUCGGAAGAGGAGGAUACGGCCAAACCGAUGUCGUACGACGAAAAGAGGCAACUGUCGUUGGACAUCAAUAAACUACCAGGCGAUAAACUGGGUCGCGUUGUACAUAUAAUCCAGAGUAGGGAGCCAUCGUUGCGUGACUCCAAUCCGGAUGAGAUCGAGAUCGACUUCGAAACGCUGAAGCCAUCAACGCUGCGUGAGCUCGAGAGCUACGUCGCGUCCUGUCUGCGCAAGAAAACUCGUAAGCCUUACUAUAAAAAAGUCUCCGGCAAAUCCAAGGAGGAACAGAUGACGGAAAAGAAACAAGAACUGGAGAAACGUCUUCAAGAUGUGACGGGUCAGCUUGGCACCACCAAGAAGAACGCGAAGAAGGAUGAAGCAAACAAACAGGACGUUCCUCCAACCGGUGGUAAUAUGUCCUCCAGCAGUAGCUCCAGUGACUCCUCGUCGUCGAGUUCAAGCGAUUCCAGUUCUAGUGAUUCCAGCGACAGUGAAGCAGAAUCCGGCCGACCACCGCGGAAGAAAAAGAAGGAUUCGUCCUCACCGAUGCCGCCUUCCACCAGCCUGAACCUGACGUCCGCUCCGGCCACUGCAACAACACUUCCGGCUGCCUUAGCGCAGAUGCUACCGAGUGCUGCUGCCAGUAACACAACCACCACCACCAACACUACCACGAACAACAACACCACUCUCACAUCUCUCCCGAGUACCGUGACCGCAGCCUCCGCCGCCGCUGCCGCUGUUGCUGGUGUUGCUGGCGGCGUUUCCCAGCAUCAUCCGCAGGCGAACGUCCUAAAUCCAACAUCCAUCGCUAACCAGCAACAGCAGCCUCAGCAGGCGCACAUGCAGCAGGCGAGUCAGCAGCCUAUUUUAGCACCACUGCCGCCCCAAUCCUCCUCGAGUUCAUCCUCUUCCUCCUCCUCGUCCUCCUCCUCUUCCUCGUCCACGUCGUCAUCAUCAUCGAACGCCACUACUGGGUCGACCCUAACCACGACAAUGGUAGGAGGCGGUAGCAUCAUCGGUAGCGGCGUCAGCACUAACAAUACUUCAUCAAGCAUUGCCGCCGUCUCGUCGGGGUAUGGUGUUGGAGGCGUUGCUACGGGUAACAGCAGCAGCGGUGGCAUGCUACACCAUCCAGCAACUACUACGGGAUCGGUGGGUUCCCUUUUGCCCAACUCUUCCAUGUCGCAGCAGCAACCACAGCAGCAGCUGCCUACUACGAACACUCAUACUCAGUCGCAUCCUUUAAUGAUGGCCACUGGUGGCACUGUAAAUAGUAGUAACCAUCAACACCAUCCCCAUCAUCAUAGCGCCGGCGGCAGCAGCAACAACGGCAACAGUGGCAGCAACAGCAACCCUCACCAUCCGACCGGCAGUAGUCAAAGCAACCAAAUCUCUCUACCCAUACCAUCACCAAACAAUACCACCACCACCACCACUACUACCAGCACGAUGCUACCUGUGAAUGCUUUGACCAGUACUAGUAAUAAUCACUCCAGUAAUGCUAACUUGAAUAACGCCAUCAAUGUUACACAGCAGCUGCAGCAGCAGCACGCGGCGGUAUCGAACGCUGCUGUGGUAGCGGGCAUCAGUAGCAACGGGACCAGCUCAGCGUUAUCACUAGCGGCAACACUUCCGCCAUCGUCAUCCGUCAGCAACAACACAAACGGCAGCGACAAUGGGCUGAGCGCGAGCAACGGGUUGAUCAGCAGUAUGCUUGGUCUGCCGGCUUCCUCCCAGCUAGCAACGAGUCUGGCCGCAAUGAGCAACCUAGCCAGCAUGGCCGGUGGGUUGCAGCAAUCCCUCCAAAUGUCGCAAGGUCAGCUGAUGGGCAAGCAACAGCAGCAACAGCAGCUGCACCAGCAACAGCAGCAACAUCAAAUGCAGCAAGCGCAACUGCAGCAACAGCAGCACAACCAGCAAUUCCGAGGUGGCCCGGCAGGAAAUGGUCAUGGCAGCAUUGGUGGCGGGUUCGUGGAUCCGCUCGAGCACACGCUGAAUUCGUUCGAACAGUCGAUCAAAUCGGAGGGGCUUGGGAUGAAUCUGCUGAACGAUAUACCCGCCGCGCUGAAGCAAGAUCUGACGGCGAGCAUUCAGCAGGGCCUGCUACCACAGCUCACUACCAACAUGGACCUGUGCAUGGCGCAUCUGCAGAACAUGCAGCAACAGCAAUCGAGCAACGGAUUCGUGAACGAGUUCAAUGGCAACGGUCCGCUGAAUGGGGGAAUGGGAAUCGCGGGAAUGAAUCAGAUGGUGAUGAACUCGAUGGCUUCGACCACCAACACUUUGAUGAGCAACGUGAACGUGAUGUCGUCUAUCUUCGAUCCGCUGCAAAGCUUCAUUCGCCCGGGCGGCGGUAGCGGUGCUGGUGGUUACCAUCAGCCAAACGCAGGGAUCGGUGCGGCCGGUACCGGUGUAAACCUACCUACCAGUGGGAGUAGUAACAACGGCGGUGGGGGACUUGCCAGUGGUAACAAUCCGGCCGCCGCGAUGCACCUCGAACGUUCGAUCGAUCUGACGCAGGCGGGAAGUGGGAACAAUAGUGCCGCGCUUGGAGCGGCCGGGAUGAUGGCGGGUGGUGGAAACAGUGGUGGCACGAUGAGCAUCAAAAAGGAAGAACAGGGUGCGGGCGGUGGCAAGUUCAUGCUGACACCGAAACCGAUCGAGGAUCUGCUGAUCAACCCGAACGAGAAGAAGAUGGGUACCACGCCACCGCCAGCCGACGUAAAAGGAAACUUUGCACACGCAUUUAACAAGGGGCACGAUCAGAACCUAAAGAAUGCCUGGUCAUCUCUGGCGUCGGCCGGUUCGCCUCAGAACACGCCAACGUCCAACAAGCCAAAGCCAGCGAUGGACUCGUUCCAGGCGUUCCGCAACAAGGCGAAAGCGAAGGAGGAACAGAAGCGUUCGCAAGCAGAAAAGGAGAUGAAACGCCAGCUGGAGCAGCAGAAGAUAAAGCAGGAAGAAAUUAACAAUGGACGCAAACUGGCAAUCGAGCCAGUACCAGCGCGUGUGGUGGAGGAAAUUAAGGCGUCUCCGCAGGGAAGUCCCUCGCCGGGCACUCCCAGCACGACACCGCACGCCGUCGACCGAUCGGCAGCAAAACGCGCCGAACUACGUCGGUUGGAGCAGGAACGCCGAAGGAAAGAAGCGAUGGCCGGUCAGAUUGACAUGAACAUGCAAAGCGAUUUGAUGGCCGCAUUUGAAGAGUCGCUGUAAAAGUAUUGCAGGUCUCGGGACGGGAAAAAAGCAAUCAAGUGGCCGGUCCUUUUAUCACUACCGCCCAGUCGUCUCCAAAACUCGUGUGUUGUGCGUUGCUGUUGGAUUUUUUUUAAUCGGAAAUGAUCCUUAAGAAAGGAUUAUAGAUGCGACCACCAACAGGACGGCGGCAUGUUUCGAAACGCGGUAGUAAUAGACGGGGUUGUUAACGCCGGUGAAGGAAGUGAGGUGAUCGAUUUAUUAAAAAGCGCCACGAAGGGGAGGACUCCAUGAAUAGCGCUUCUGACUUUCAUCAACUAAAGCAAUCAAACACAGUUUGCGUCGUUACCAAAAAAAAAACAAAUAAAAAUAAAAAAACGCGCGUUAAACCACCGAUACAUCCAACAACACACGUGUGCAGUAGUAGGAUUGCCAAGCUGCUGCAAAACAGGAUCGGAAUGCCGGAUGGCGUAUGUUCACCCUAGAGAGAGAAAGAGAGAGAGAGAGAGAAACAUAAAGACAACAAACAAAUCCUGGUUGCACGAUGCAGCUCGCGUAGUCCAAGGAGGAAGUACCAAGGAGAGUACCAUAGCAACGGGGUGGUUGGAGAUUGAUAAAUCUGAAACAAAAACAAAAAGAAAGAAGAACUUUAACGUAGCAAAAACACAAGUCACUGUAAGUUGUUCCGCUCGUGGUGAAAUCCCACUCACACUAUAUAACUAUACAUUUGCGUUGUAAGUCGAACAAGUGAGCAUUGGCAAAUGUAUAAGGAAGAAAGUAGGUAGCACGGAAGUGGUACUGUGGUUAAAACGUUGGUUUAAAAGAAACGGACCUUUCGAUAGGAUUUGAAAUGCAAAUACACUUUAACAUUGUGUUACGUGCGUAGGAUAAUGAAUUUAGAAGUUGACGAAUGAAAGAGAGAGAGAGAGAGAAGGAGAGAAGAACCAAGUGUACAUAGACAUCAAACGAUCCAACAUUUAAGCAUUGGACAUCGAUUACUAGUGUAUAGCGAAAAUAAAGUAGUCUUUAGGGGGUUAAGCGAAAAAGGUAGUAACACAACUUUACCUUAGGGUCAGCAAAGAGUGUAAUGAUUUACGUGUGAACGUCGUUUGUUCGUCGUAACGAUGGCGAAUAUGUUGUAAUAAGGAUAAAAAAAAGUCUGCGGCGGGUAGCGUCCCGUCGUGAAUGACGAAGAAUGUGUUAGAUCGUAAGCAUUCUUUAUCAGUUGUGAUAUAUAAAUUUAAAAAAAAAAACGAAAAAACAUGAAAGCUAAAAUGGAAAAAAGCGGCAAAAAUGGGAAA
Anopheles coustani is the source of this 7531-nucleotide messenger RNA. RefSeq names its product homeotic protein female sterile-like. Gene Ontology annotation, cellular component: chromatin; nucleus. Bases 834 to 6251 code for a protein of 1805 amino acids. The transcript is spliced from 12 exons. The record is from RefSeq and is a predicted model, not a curated record. Gene Ontology annotation, biological process: regulation of DNA-templated transcription; chromatin remodeling. Lineage: Eukaryota; Metazoa; Arthropoda; Insecta; Diptera; Culicidae.